GUUCAUAUUUCGGACCAAAGUUUGGUAGUUGGGUAAUAGUUAAAUGAGCAGAAGAGAAAAGUUGGAAGAUCAUAGGGAAAGUCUACCCUGAUUUUCACAUGUUUGGACCGAGUGUUGAAUUUUGAGGAGCAAAGGCAAUGAUGGGAUCAAGAAUGUCAUCCAAUCCCAAGUACUCCAUGCCCAUUCUUGGAGCGGGACCCAUGCCCACCACUGCCGUCGCCUUCCGCCUUGGCGACGCCCUCCGCCGCCGUCUUCAUCUGGGUUUCCUCCUCCGGUCCUCCCUCAAGAGAGUUUCUCAUCUUGGUGAUGUGCUCCUGUUGAAGGAUAUUUGUCAUGAAAGGGCACUUCAAUUUACAGGUUUUAAUUGUUUCCAAUGGUCAUACCAUACUUUUUCUGCUACAUUGAUGAGCUUAAGUUUCUUCAAUGGAAAUGAAAGUAGAAGUGAUUCUAAAGAUUUUGGGAAGCCGCAGUCAAGGACGUCAAGAAGAGACUUCUUUGACGGAAGGCAAUGGACCAAUAUCCUUCUUGCCGCUAAUGUACUAAUGUACAUAGCACAAUCUGUCUCAGACGGCAAGGUUUUAUACUGGGGGGCCAAGAUUAAUAGUCUCAUUAGUGAAGGGCAGCUGUGGAGGCUAGCUACAUCUUCCUUUCUGCAUGCAAAUAUCGGGCAUCUGCUGGUUAAUUGCUAUUCUUUGAACUCAGUUGGUCCUGCCAUUGAGAAAAUAUGUGGUCCUAGGAGAUAUCUAACAAUAUACAUCACCUCUGCGAUUGCAAGUUCAGCAAUGAGUUACUGGUUCUGCAGUGCACCAGCAGUUGGUGCAUCAGGAGCUAUUUUCGGAUUGGUCGGGUCUUUUGCUAUGUUUGUAUUGAGGCACAGAGGCAUGGUCAAAGGCACUGAGGGAGAAUUGAAACAUAUAGCUCAAGUGAUUGUUCUGAACAUGACAAUUGGGCUUCUAUCUCAAGGCAUUGACAACUGGGGACAUAUUGGAGGGUUGAUGGGUGGAGCUGCAGCUUCUUGGCUUCUUGGUCCUGCAUGGGAGGUUGAGUCUGUCUCCCGUGAUGGGAGAAGAAUUUUUACAGACAGGGCGCCAAUAUUUUCUCUCAUAAGAAGACAUCCCAAGUAAAGCAAUGCCCAACAUGACAUUUUACCUUGUUGUACAUUUAGUCACCAGAUAAAGAAUAUCCCUGCUCAGGGAACUGAUGUGUCGCUACAUUCAUCUCAUAAGAAAUUAGUGCAAAAUUAAUGUUCAUGCA
This is a messenger RNA of Sesamum indicum (sesame), 1254 nucleotides long. RefSeq names its product RHOMBOID-like protein 10 (gene RBL10). The record is from RefSeq and is a predicted model, not a curated record. Gene Ontology annotation, cellular component: chloroplast membrane. Gene Ontology annotation, molecular function: serine-type endopeptidase activity. Lineage: Eukaryota; Viridiplantae; Streptophyta; Magnoliopsida; Lamiales; Pedaliaceae.